AUGUCUAAAUGUGGAGGAUUUGGUCCAACUACUGAUGUGCCGGAUGUGCCGGAUGUGGUCUACAUUAGUUAUAAGAUGAAGCCUCAAGUAGAAGUGAAAACAGGGAAGAACUUCGAGGAAUUUAUACCUACACAAUACAGCUCUCAGGUUGUGGCUGGUACAAACUACCUGAUCAAGGUUCACGUUGGAGGAGAAAGCUACAUUCAUCUGCUUGUCUUCCAAGACCUACUAUGUCGUGGAGGAAAGAUCAGUCUGAGCGGUGUACAGGAGGACAAAACCAAAGACGACAAGCUGGAACCUUUUUAA
Molecule: messenger RNA, 306 nt
Organism: Scomber japonicus (chub mackerel)
Lineage: Eukaryota; Metazoa; Chordata; Actinopteri; Scombriformes; Scombridae
Product: cystatin-A5-like
Exons: 3
Coding region: 1-306 (101 amino acids)
Cellular component (GO): cytosol
Molecular function (GO): cysteine-type endopeptidase inhibitor activity
Source: RefSeq, a predicted model, not a curated record